CUAUGCAUGCGAGCGAUUAUGGAUUGCGGUUAUACUUUCAACAUAUUAUUACCAUGGCUUCUAUUCUUUCUUGCUCCCCGUAUCCCAUCCAUUUGUCGUGACUUACCUCAGUAUAUGGCUGACGUCAGUGGUCUGCUACGGUCGGGCAACUACCUAGGCAUCGAGAACGUUGUGAAGCGUUCCUAUGCCGCAUUCUCCUUCAUCAACACUUUCAUGUCAAAUCUAGUGUUUAUGGUGGCAGGGUAUCUCCUCACUCAUGCACUGCUCAUUUCUUUUCACCACAUGACUUCUUCCUAA
Molecule: messenger RNA, 297 nt
Organism: Cylicostephanus goldi
Lineage: Eukaryota; Metazoa; Nematoda; Chromadorea; Rhabditida; Strongylidae
Source: the annotation of a GenBank genome assembly